ACUGAGUCACAUGUUCGCCCUUAGUACGAAGAUUCUGGAAGAACCGGGAGCUCAAGUCUGACUCGACUUCUGAGGAUUGAAAUUACUGUCUUUAUACAGGUUAUCAUUCCAAAGCAAACAUGGUCAAGGAAACGGGCUUCUAUGACAUAUUGGGUGUGAAGCCUAAUGCCACUCCUGAUGAACUGAAAAGGGCCUAUCGCAAACUAGCCUUGAAAUAUCACCCUGACAAAAAUCCUACAGAAGGAGAGAAGUUCAAGCAGAUCUCACAGGCAUACGAGGUGCUGUCAGAUGCCCAGAAGAGAGAGCUGUAUGACCGUGGAGGUGAAAAAGCUAUAAAGGAAGGAGGAACUGGUGGUGGUGGUGGUGGGAGCUUUGCGUCACCCAUGGACAUCUUUGACUUGUUUUUCGGAGGAGGUAGUCGGAUGCACAGAGAGAGAAGAGGGAAGAAUAUUGUUCAUCAGAUUUCAGUGACACUGGACGAUCUUUAUAAUGGAGCCACAAGAAAACUUUCUGUCCAGAAGAAUACAAUUUGUGAGAGAUGUGAAGGUCGUGGGAGUCGGAAAGGAGCUGCACAGAUGUGCAUGUCUUGCCAUGGCACCGGCAUGCAGGUUCACGUGCGCCAACUAGCGCCGGGUAUGGUCCAGCAAGUGUCCACAGUGUGCCACAGCUGUCAGGGCCAAGGACAGAGAAUCAGCCAGAAGGACCGCUGCAAAGCAUGUGGAGGCCGGAAGAUCCUGCGACAGAAGAAGAUCUUGGAGGUCCACAUUGAUAAGGGAAUGAGAGAUGGUCAGAAGAUAGUUUUCCAUGGAGAGGGAGAUCAGGAGCCAGGACUUGAACCAGGUGACAUCAUCAUUGUCCUGGACCAGCGAGAACAUCCACUUUUCACCAGGAGAGGAGAGGACCUGGUCAUGUCGAUGGAGUUGCAGCUGGUUGAAGCUUUGUGUGGUUUCCAGAAGCCCGUUCAGACACUGGAUAACAGAACUCUCCUCGUCACUUCGCAUCCAGGGGAACUGAUCAAGCCUGGAGACACAAAGUGCGUCUUGAAUGAAGGGAUGCCCAUGCAUCGUAGACCAUUUGAGAAAGGACGCCUGAUCAUUCAGUUCUCUGUGGUGUUCCCACAAGCCAACUUCCUCCCAAAGCACAAGCUUAAGGAGCUGGAGCGCUACCUCCCAGAGAAGAUGGAUGCAGAGCAGCCAGAGAGUAUGGACGACGACCUCUACAUCUACGCCGACCUGGAGGACUGUGACCUUGACAACAGAAAAAGACACCACCAUCACCACCACUACUACAUGGAUGAAGAUGACUACGCCAGCACUGGAGGCGUUCAGUGCCAGACGUCUUAAAUCACAGCUGGUCUGUUCUUAUUCCAUAAGUCCAAACCCUCAUCUUUUAAAACAAAGCACCUUUUUUUGGAAAUUUGCGCACUUUUUAUUUUAUUACUUUUCUUAAAAUCGUUACUGUUUACUUGUUGAAGUUUUCUUUCAAGCUGAAUUGUAAAACUGUGUCCCAACGCCCUCCUGAUUGUUUUUAGCACCAUGUAAUAAUCUUUGGAUGGAGUAGAGUAUCUUAAAGUUCCAGGAGUAAACUUGGAUCCAGGUGAGUGGGACUCCUCGUCAUCUCUGGGACCUAUUUAUUUUCUUUUCUUUUUCUUUUUUUUCUUCCAAUCACACUGUGAUUAAAGACGAGGGCUGGUGUCACAGAAGCAUCAGAAGAAAGACAAACUUCUUUGUCUAAACAAGGACUCCCUGCUUUUUACGCAGUUACACUAAAACUGAUGCCAAUAUUAAUAUUAAAAUAACCUUUUUUUAUAGUGUUACUAAAUCAACAGUUGUUGUAAAUCACUUGUUAAUGACUUGUUGAAUCCAUAAUGUGUGAACACCCAAUCUUCAGAUGGUGGUGGAGAUGUGCAUUGAGACUUGAGUUAAAACAUUUAUGCUGUUUUACCCUUUCAAGGGCUAUUUUCUAAACAAUCUUGAAAAUGUGACAAGAAGGUGUGAGUUGUGAGUGAAGGUAAUAGUGAUUCAGGCAGGUAGGACUAUUUAGGUUCAAGCCACAAAAUUGUAAAGUAAUUGUUCAAACUAAUUUUUUUUAAAGUUUGAUUUUAAAUAUUUGAGUUUAGUUUUAACAUUUUAACUUCUGAGCUGCCAUCAGUUUUCUGUGGUGAUGUCAAAUAAUUGUUUUGGAAACCUUGUCUGGAUACAUGCAACCCAUUUUGAUAGUCAAAUACAGAAUGUCUGCAGGGUAGGUAUUAGAAACAAAUGGUCAAACAUGAGUAAGAAGCCACUCUUCUUUAAAAAAGAUUAACAGAUCAAGAAGAGGAUUAUAUGGAUAACUUAAUUGACUUUAAACUCAGAACAAAUUUGUCUGGGUUUUACUCAGCAGAAAGUUAUCCAGACAACUCGCUUCUUAUAAUAGGCCCCUGCUGCCUUGAUGGCAAAUGAUUUCCCUCUUUAUGCGAGAGAUAAAAAAAGAUUGGCUAAUGUUUGCUUUGUCACUGGUUGUUCACUUUUGGAGAUUUUAAAAACAUGAGGAAAUAUUUCCCUGGUCUAUCUAAGGACCUACAUUUGGAAUUUAAAUGACAAAUUUUAAUCAACGUAGCAAGUUAAACUUGUUGUCCCACAAGCUAUUAAGUGUGUCUUUCGUCAUGUAUCUAGCGCUAACUGUAAAUGCCAAAGGGGUCGGUGGGGGGUUGUGGAGGCACACCUGAUACCUCAUUAAAGUGUCUGCCUGUUUUGAAGCUACUUGAUGAUGCAAUUUUUUUUUCAGUUUGUUCAGUUUUUUUUUGCCUUGGAUAUUGUAAACUAUGCUCACCAGAAUGGGAGCUCCUUAACUUGUUUCACAAUUGUUGUUGAAGCAGAUGCAAGUUUAUGAGUAAUCAUGAUGUCAGGUGAAUUCAUUUCAAGGUUCAUCCUUAAAAGAUAAUAUUUGUCAAGUGUUGUCAAGCUCUUAAUUGAUGUGCGCAUCUUAGGACCAAUCAUCUACUGUUUAUGCUCACAUUUUCUAAUUAAAUAGUUUGAUGGUCUCUCUGAAA
This is a messenger RNA of Thunnus maccoyii (southern bluefin tuna), 3031 nucleotides long. RefSeq names its product DnaJ heat shock protein family (Hsp40) member A1 (gene dnaja1). Gene Ontology annotation, cellular component: cytoplasm; cytosol. Lineage: Eukaryota; Metazoa; Chordata; Actinopteri; Scombriformes; Scombridae. The transcript has 9 exons. Bases 120 to 1343 code for a protein of 407 amino acids. The record is from RefSeq and is a predicted model, not a curated record. Gene Ontology annotation, biological process: response to heat; protein refolding. Gene Ontology annotation, molecular function: ATP binding; Hsp70 protein binding.